GUGUGGUGCGUCCCCCAGCUGUCGGAACUGGAGGCGGAGCCAACCAUCGUGACGCGGGGGGGGGGGCGAGCGCGGCCGGCGGAGUUACAGGAAUGCGCUUCAAGUGAUUGAUUUCCACCAUGUUCUCACAGUGCUCGUGGGCUCUAUUAAAGAUUGCAAAUCUUCAUCUCCGGAGUCUGAAUUUAAGCCUGCAUUUACAAAACCACAGAAGAGCUUUCAGCAAGUCACUGCCUGCAUAUCGAAGGAAAGUAGUUGUUACAGGUAUUGGCUUAGUGUCCCCUCUUGGUGUGGGGACUCAGCUUGUGUGGAAGCGCCUUCUCCAAGGAGACAGUGGGAUUGCAUCGCUAGAUGGGGAAGAAUAUGCAGGCGUCCCAUGUAAAGUGGCUGCUUGCGUGCCAAGGGGAAAUGAGGAGGGUCAGUUCAGUGAAGAAAGCUUUGUGUCAAAGUCAGAGAUCAAAUCCAUGAGUUCUGCGACUGUUAUGGCCAUCGGUGCAGCAGAGCUGGCAAUGAAGGACUCUGGCUGGUCUCCCCAGUCUGAACAGGAUCGCUUAAGUGCCGGCGUGGCAAUUGGGAUGGGAAUGGUUCCUCUGGAAGAGAUUUCUGAUACAGCCGCUUUAUUUAAAACAAAGGGUUAUAACAAGGUCAGCCCGUUCUUUGUCCCAAAGAUUUUGGUCAAUAUGGCAGCAGGCCAGAUCAGCAUUAAAUACCAACUGAAAGGGCCGAAUCAUGCGGUGUCAACUGCUUGUACCACAGGCGCACAUGCUGUUGGAGACUCCUUUAGAUUUAUUGCAGCUGGUGAUGCUGAUGUCAUGUUGGCUGGAGGGACUGAGGCUUGCAUUAGUCCUUUGUCCUUGGCUGGAUUUGCCAGAGCUCGGGCCCUCAGCACGAGUUUUAACUCCAGCCCUAAAAUGGCCUGUCGACCAUUUGAUUCGCAGAGAGAAGGGUUUGUAAUGGGAGAGGGUGCUGCUGUGCUGGUCUUGGGAGAAUAUGAACACGCUGUACAAAGAGGUGCUAGGAUCUAUGCAGAAGUUUUAGGUUAUGGACUGUCUGGUGAUGCUUGCCACAUAACAGCACCUAAUCCAGAGGGAGAUGGUGCAUUCAGGUGUAUGUCUGCAGCAAUAAAAGAUUCUGGGAUCAAACCUGAAGAUAUAACAUACGUCAAUGCUCAUGCAACUUCUACACCUCUAGGAGACGCUGCUGAGAAUCAAGCAAUCAAGAGACUUUUUAAAGAUCACUCACGUAAUAUUGCAGUUUCCUCAACAAAAGGAGCAACGGGACAUCUCUUGGGGGCUGCAGGAGCUAUUGAAGCAGCUUUUACUGCACUGUCCUGUUACCAUGGAAUUUUGCCACCUACUCUCAACUUAGAGAAAACAGAGGCAGAGUUUGAUCUCAAUUAUGUUCCUUUAACAGCUCAGGAGUGGAAAACUGAAAAACGACGCAUAGCACUCACAAAUUCAUUUGGCUUUGGUGGUACUAAUGCAACUUUGUGCUUUGCAAGUGUUUAACUUAGGCUGCGCGUAUUGGGAAAAAUGGCACCGAAAAUGAUUUUCUGUGCUGCCACCCUUGGUGUACUGUGAUCUUUUCUCUGCUUUGAGAAUUGCUCAUGUGAUAUGCAAGAACUUUAUUCACUGUAACGUUUACAUCAGUAAUUCUUUUAGAAAGAGGGAACUUCUUUUACUCAUUUUAAUAAAAGGUAAAUAAAAGACCUUAUCUUUGCAUGGUAAAGAAGUUUUUGUUCCGGACUAGAAGAGACAUUGAUCAUUCUGUGGCUUUGCUUCAUUAGAAAAGGUUUUUCAUAUGCAUGUGGCAUAGAAAUUGCUCAGAAACAUUUAUGCAAAAGGGAGGCUGGCUGACGUGUUAGGACUCCACAGUCGUGACUUGAUAACUUAGUACAUGAUGGUACAAGGUUUAUGACUGGCCUCCCCUUUGUUACCUGUUCCGUUUAUAAUUCUGCCUUUUUCCUCAUCAUAAGUUGUUUCAAAUAACAU
Messenger RNA from Chroicocephalus ridibundus (black-headed gull), 1988 nucleotides. RefSeq names its product 3-oxoacyl-ACP synthase, mitochondrial (gene OXSM). NCBI's taxonomy places the organism in Eukaryota, Metazoa, Chordata, Aves, Charadriiformes, Laridae. Bases 120 to 1505 code for a protein of 461 amino acids. Gene Ontology annotation, molecular function: 3-oxoacyl-[acyl-carrier-protein] synthase activity. The transcript has 3 exons. Gene Ontology annotation, cellular component: mitochondrion. The record is from RefSeq and is a predicted model, not a curated record. Gene Ontology annotation, biological process: fatty acid biosynthetic process.